GGCUGGAGCAGACGGCGGCGGCGGGAGGCGGGCCCUCUCCCCCGGCGACCGGGGGCGGACACCUCCCCGCGGCCCGGCCCCGUCUCCCCGGCGCCCCCCGCCGCCAGGCUGCACACCCGGCCCGGCGGGACCGGCAGGCGAGUGCGGCUGGCCCUGCCCGCCCCGGGAUCCUCAGCGAGCCGGGGAGGAGCUGCCGCCGCCGCCGCCGCCGCCGCCGCCGCCAGACAGGCUGCGAGUCCCUGGGAAAGUGAAAGGGGGGCGGGGAGCGCGGGGGCGGCCGGGGUGGAAGGUCCCCGGCUCUUAAAGAGACCCGGCGCCCGCGCCGCGCUCCCCGCCGGCCCGCUGCGCGCCCCGCCCGGCGGCCCCGCGCCCCGCGCCCUCCCCGCAGCCCGCAGGCCCGGGUGGCCCCGCGAGCCGCACUGCGGGCGGUCCCCCGCCUCCGCUGCCUGGGCGGCCGCAGUGUGAGCGCUCCGUUUGCAGCCGCAGCCCUCCGCCUGCUCCGCUGGGACCCGCCAGGCGCUGAUCCGGCUCUUCAUAAUCUUAAAGCAAGGACAGAGGUGAAGCCCGGAGAGCAGCAGAUCAGGACAGGCUGGGCUCCCCCGGAGAGCUGAGCCCGUGGACAAUGCUGGCCACGGAGAGGCUGAGCAGGCCUGCGCCCUGAGUGGGACGGCAGGUCUCAGCGGGACAGCUCCUCCACGCCUGGGUCGCCAUGGCUUCGACGCUCUGGCUGGACGGCUGACGGGACUGUGCGCCCCGCACGCUGCCGGACUGCGUGCCGUCCUGCCGCCGCCCGCUCUCGGGUGUGGGAGCAGGGCUGGUGGGCGUCAGAUGCUCCCGAGCGCUGGACCGGCAGAGCAAUGGACUCAGACAGGCUAAGAUGGAAGUGACCUGAGGCCUCGCCUGGGCGGCUUCCUUGCGACGGGACAGCUUAAGCGUCGGAGCACACGCUUGACUGGGGAGCAGUAUGCAGGAAGCUGGUUUCCAGGCCACAAAUGCUUUCACAGACUGCAAAUUCACCUGCACCAGCGGUAAAUGCCUGUACCUUGGUUCGCUGGUCUGUAACCAACAGAACGACUGUGGGGACAACAGUGAUGAGGAGAACUGUCUGCUGGUGACCGAGCACCCGCCUCCGGGCAUCUUCAACUCGGAGCUGGAAUUCGCCCAGAUCAUCAUCAUCGUGGUGGUGGUCACGGUGAUGGUUGUGGUCAUCGUCUGCCUGCUGAAUCACUACAAGGUCUCCACACGGUCCUUCAUCAACCGCCCGAGCCAGAGCAGGAGGCAGGAGGACGGGCUGCAGCCGGAAGGGUGCCUGUGGCCUUCAGGCAGCUCGGUGCCACGGCCCGGGGCCUCCGAGAUCAUGUACGCCCCUCGGGCCAGGGACAGGUUCACUGCCCCAUCCUUCAUACAGCGGGAUCGGUUCAGCCGCUUCCAGCCCACCUACCCCUACGUGCAGCACGAGAUUGACCUCCCUCCCACCAUCUCCCUGUCGGAUGGGGAAGAGCCACCUCCUUACCAGGGGCCCUGCACCCUGCAGCUCCGGGACCCCGAACAGCAGAUGGAACUCAACCGAGAGUCUGUGAGGGCCCCGCCCAACCGGACCAUCUUCGACAGCGACUUGAUAGACAUUUCCGUGUACAGCGGGGGCCCCUGCCCGCCCAGCAGCAACUCGGGCAUCAGCGCGGCCACCUGCAGCAGCAGCGGGCGGGUGGAGGGGCCGCCGCCCACCUACAGCGAGGUGAUGGGCCGCUACCCGGGCGCCGCCGUCUUCCAUCACCAGCACCGCGGCGCUCACGGAGGCAGCAGGCUGCAGUGUCCGCAGAGCGACUCGGAGAGCACAAUAGUCCCCCUCAAGGGCAAAGACAGGAAGCCCGGGAAUCUGGUCUGACCCUCGGCUGCGCACUGGAACCCAGGAGGAGCCGCGGAGGGCAGAGGCCCCGGGUCGGCCAGGUGGUGUCGGUUUCACAUGGUACAACCAAGUAAAACCAAAUGUGCACACACGGCCUUUGUUUCUGCUUCCUUCCAGGGGAGCUGCAUGCGAAGGAGCCCAUGCAGACUUCCACCCGGUGGACCGCCAAGGCGUUUCUUCGGGGGCAGGGUGGGGAUGGGGGAUGGUUUUGGCAAAGCGGGGCAGGGAAACAGAGAGGGGGUGCUUCAAAGAUAUCAUGAAAUAAGAACCACAGAGGUAUUUGAUUUAUUUAAUUCCUAAAAGAGACUUCAGAUUAAAUGAGGCCAGAAUGGCCUGUUUUGUAACUAACUGAAUAAAGGAAGUGUUAUAUUAUCAUGGGGAAGAAUCAGCCCAUUGGCUUUUUCUCCUAAGGUGUGGAACUUUUAUUUUGUUUUAAAAAUAUGAAACAAAAUUCCUGUUCUGUGUGCCAAGGUAUAAAGUGGGGAAGUUAGAUGAAUGCAAGGAGCUAAUCUUUGUUGAGAUUGUGUGUUUCCAAAGUUGCACUAUUGAUGUUUAAAAUAUAUAUGAGGGAACUGUUUUGCGUGAAGUUCUGUAUGUUGCUUGUCUUUUCCCCUGUGGAUGGUUAUUAGGCCCAAGGAACAUCCUAGAGUGUUCCCAGAAUCACUAAGAAGACGUAUUUGGGGAGGUAGCUAAUACUUACCAAAUUAUGUAACUCGGCCAAGUGAUGAUUGCUGCAAGAAUUUGCAUCCUAUCGUGGUGCAUCACUGAAGCAUGUGGAGACGCUGGGAUGGAAGAUAGGAAAUACCAAGUUCCAGCACCUCUGACUUCUUUGAGUUAUUCCGCUAGUUUUAGGCUGCAUACCUUAUAAAAUGAACUCAAUGCGUGCAUUUCCGUAUCCAGCAUCAUGCAGUGCCGCCCUUGCCCGCCAGCAGCGUGGUUCCUCCAGUGAUUUAGAUUUUUCACUGUAGCAUGAAAUAUAUUCAGAUACAUAUUUUUUUGCAAUAAAUUGUUUAAAAUGCAAGGUGGUUAUUUUGCAUACUGCUGAAAUAUGUGACUCUCGGUGUGUCCCCUUGCCUCUCCCCUU
Messenger RNA from Sciurus carolinensis (gray squirrel), 2990 nucleotides. It is a transcript of the gene Ldlrad4, whose product is annotated as low density lipoprotein receptor class A domain containing 4. Gene Ontology annotation, cellular component: early endosome membrane; Golgi membrane. The transcript has 7 exons. The record is from RefSeq and is a predicted model, not a curated record. Gene Ontology annotation, biological process: negative regulation of transforming growth factor beta receptor signaling pathway. Gene Ontology annotation, molecular function: R-SMAD binding. NCBI's taxonomy places the organism in Eukaryota, Metazoa, Chordata, Mammalia, Rodentia, Sciuridae. The coding region runs from base 965 to 1885 and encodes 306 amino acids.